Telopea speciosissima is the source of this 3096-nucleotide messenger RNA. RefSeq lists its product as uncharacterized. Gene Ontology annotation, biological process: positive regulation of transcription by RNA polymerase II. The transcript is spliced from 7 exons. Bases 96 to 2915 code for a protein of 939 amino acids. Gene Ontology annotation, molecular function: G-quadruplex RNA binding; protein binding. NCBI's taxonomy places the organism in Eukaryota, Viridiplantae, Streptophyta, Magnoliopsida, Proteales, Proteaceae. The record is from RefSeq and is a predicted model, not a curated record. Gene Ontology annotation, cellular component: Ino80 complex; NSL complex; MLL1 complex.
CUCCGCUAGGUUUUAGGCUUUUGCGUCGGCUGUACUUCGGAACUCUUCUUCUUCUGGUUCCCACACACACACACAGAUUUUCCUAGGUUUUGGACAUGGGAGCACUUGCUCCCAUCUUUCCCUGGAUCCCUGAAGAUGAUAUUAAGUUGAAGAAUGCGGUUGAGGCUGGUGCUUCUUUAGAAUCACUUGCGAAAGGUGCAGUGAGAUUUUCUCGUAGAUUUACUAUUCAAGAACUGCAGGAUCGGUGGCACUCUCUUCUCUAUGAUCCAUAUGUUUCAGCAGAAGCCUCUGAUCGUAUGGUUGAGAUUGAAAAUUCUGCUUCCAAUCUAUCGUCAAAACCCAACAGAUCUGGCAAUUCUAAAGGUAGUGGAUUUACUUCAGGGAAGAAAAAUAUUGGAAGUGUUCGUAGACAUUACCAUGCCAUGCGAAAGAGGAUUUGCAGUGAACCUUUUAACUCUAUUGACAUAAGUUUUCUUGUUGCACCUGGUGGUUUUCAUUGCACUAGUAAUGAAGGCGGAUGUCAAGAGCAGUUAACACAUCAGAAUGAGCCUGCAAGUCAAAAUUGCAUGUUUGGAGAGCCUAUCUCAAAUCAUUUUGGACUGCCGGAGUCAGACUUGGACAUUGUGCGUCAUGCAUUUCCAGAAAUGGUAGGGGAUGAUGUGACUGCUGGUGACAUUGAUUGUCCUGCCCAUGCAUUUCAUUCUGGACACCUGAACUCAUUUGAAGGUGGUCUUUCAGAUGGAAUGAUUGGUAGGAAUUGCUUAUAUGGAUUUACUGACAAUGUUUCCCCUGUGUCAGUCAAAGAUGCAGCACAAACUGGCAUUGGACAUUCAUUCGAGCAUAAUAAUGUACAUAAGGUUAUUCCUCUUCAACAGAAUGUACCUGUCUUUGGGAAAUGUGCUGGUGCUCAGGGAAUGGGGCCACAGCGUGAAAUGCCAGUGAGUGACCUAUUUGAGACAGAUGAUCUAGAAGCAAAACCCUUGUCUUCAUUUGGUUCUAUCAAUAAGAACCCUGGAAAUGUUUGCUCUGGAUUUGGAGUGAGUCAAUGCUUCAACUCUGCAGUUUCAGAUUGUAGUGCUGCAUUUCACCAGUUAGGAUAUUCAUCUCCAUUAGCUAGGAUGCCUGCCUGGGAACCAAUUGAUGGCAUUUCUACAUCAGUAAUGCGAAUUGAAGCAAACCUUGGAGACAAAGGUCAAGUUCGAGGAGAUGCAUUAGCAUGCCAGGGUGAUGGUGGCGCUGAGAAAAUAGGUUCAUCCAGUUAUGAAAUUGUCCACUCAGAACCCAAUUUAGAAGAAAGAAUAUCUACUGAGGGAAUAACUAAUUCCACUGCUAUGCCAGAGGGUGAUUUCAUGGAUCUUUCAAGCUCCCUUUUGAACUUUGCAGAUGAUGGUGAGCUUCUUUUCAUGGAUGUAGAUGUGAAAGACAUUAUGGAUAGAUCUUGUCUUGAUGGUCUUAACUCGAUUUUGUUAAGUUCUCCCGGUGAAUCUCAUCAAGAUGAUAUGCCUGGUAUUCCUAACAAGUCUAAAGCAACAGAACCACAAGAUACAUGCUUGAUGGUAGCCAAUGAUCCAUGUACUGGAGAAUUUGAUGAUCUUAGUUACCAAUCACACUUUCGACAGGAUGAUGGACAUAAGGCUUGCGAUGCAGUUGCAGUGGGUAAUAAGUUGGUGUCUACGUCAGCACUGAAUCCUCAUUCUCCUGAACUUCAGGAUGGGGUUAUUUGCUGCACAUUCAACACAGAGGAUCCUAAAAUCCCAGACAAUGAUGACAUUUUUCCAUCCACUGAAAUGCUUGCAUCAGUUGGAUCCCCUAUAAUGCAACAAAGUUCUGGGGAGUCUCCUAACAUAGCAGCCUCAUUUCCCAUGGAUGGUCAUGAUGCUCAAAAGGUUACUGAACGAGGAUCAAACUUGGUGAAGGGAGAAGAAGAAGCCCCUGCACAGAGGCUUCUGGCUCCCAGGAUGAUGAGAUCACUAGUAUUAGCAAAAAAGGGUUCAAACCUUCCUGUUGAUGGAUGUGGAUUCAAAUCUGAGUUGCCUGAGAGUGACUCUGCUGAUGUGGUAUCCAAUCGCAUAAGUACUUCGGAGCUUUGUCGAUGCAGACCAUGGCCUGUAACUCCAAACUUUGUCCCAGAUGGGUCACUGAAAGAAUCAGUUAUAAAUGUUGAAAUGGAAAAACAACAUGAUUUUCGUUGUUCUGUUGAUUCUUUAUUGGAUAAGCCAGGUCAUGGUUCUGAUCAUGUAAAAUGUUGUCCACGAAACAUCCUUGGUGGCUGUAAACAAGAUGCAGAUGUGUCAGUUGCAAUUCAUAAAAAUUUGCAAGCACAUGCAGAAUCAGGUUCCAGAGAAAUGGCUAUUCCAGAAUCAGGAGUAAACCCUCCAACUUCAGAUCGGGAAGAGCAACUUUCUGAAAGUGAUAUACCUUGUUUUUCUGAUGUCGAAGCCAUGAUACUUGAUAUGGACUUGGGUCCUGAUCAAGAGUCACAUUACAGUAAGGAAGUGGUAAGGUAUCAAAAUGUGGAUACUAAGAGGGCAAUCAUAAGGUUGGAACAGGUGGUCCAGUCUCAUAUGCAAAGAGCUAUGGCUUCUCAUGGAGCAUUUGCCAUUUUCUAUGGCCGCCAUUUGAAGCAUUAUAUUAAGAAAUCAGAGGUAUUACUUGGGAGACCAACAAAUGAUGUGGAUGUUGACAUUGACCUAGGAAGAGAAGGGCGUGCUAAUAAAAUAUCUCGACGGCAGGCAAUGAUAAAGAUGGAUGAAGAUGGAUCCUUCUAUUUGAAGAAUCUCGGCAAGUAUCCAAUUUUAGUCAAUAGCAAGGAGGUAGCAACUGGACAGCGUCUGAGUCUUAAUUCAUGUUGUUUGAUUGAGAUACGAGGCAUGAGGUUCAUGUUUGAAAAGUUCCAGUAUUCUUCAAGAUGGUAAAUAGGUGACAUUUCCAGCAAGUGAGCCAAGAUGAAUACCAAGGCCGAUUCGGUUCGGGAGUAAGCUUUGGAUAUUUUGUGGUAUUCCACUCUGCCACUUGAGCUGUUGGGUUAUAUCUAUGAUUGCUGUGCAUUAAUCUUUCUGGGCUGUUGGGUUAUAUCUGUGAUUGCUGUUGCAUGAA